Pyricularia oryzae 70-15 is the source of this 2199-nucleotide messenger RNA. Its product is annotated as epsilon-COP. The coding region runs from base 174 to 1067 and encodes 297 amino acids. Gene Ontology annotation, cellular component: COPI vesicle coat. Gene Ontology annotation, molecular function: protein binding; structural molecule activity. The record is from RefSeq and is a predicted model, not a curated record. Gene Ontology annotation, biological process: endoplasmic reticulum to Golgi vesicle-mediated transport; intra-Golgi vesicle-mediated transport; retrograde vesicle-mediated transport, Golgi to endoplasmic reticulum. Lineage: Eukaryota; Fungi; Ascomycota; Sordariomycetes; Magnaporthales; Pyriculariaceae. The transcript is spliced from 4 exons.
CAUACCAGGGACCUGGGUGAUUGUGUACAAACUGGUUCUACAUUGACGACGUUGAUAUACAACUGUGCUACCCCGUGUGGAUAUUUUUUCCAGGGCGAUUGUUCUUUUGACAAGUAAUUUGCAACGCGAUCCAUACAAAAAGACAAGCUCACAGCUCCGUUCAACCCGCCAAAAUGGACCCCUACUCGGCCGAGGGCGAGCUCAUCAACAUCCACAACCACUUCCACCAGGGCCAGUUCCAGGAGGUGGUCGACUAUGACACCUCCUCCCUCUCGCCAGAGAACGCCCUCCCAGCCAGGGUUCUGCAGCUGCGAUCCCGCAUCGCCUUGGGCCAGGCUGCCGAUGUCCUCGCCGAGGUGAAGGGGGAGUCGGACCCCGAGCUGGUGGUCGUCGGCGCCCUUGCCCAGCAAGCUCUCGGCAAGGCCGACGCUGCCGUCGCUGUUGUCGAGAAGCUGGCCGAGGCGAGCGGCGACAACCCGGUCGUGCAGGUUGUUGGCGGCACGGUGCUCCAGGCUGCAGGCAAGUCGGAGGAGGCGCUGGCGCUGUUGUCCAAGCAACAAGGAAACCUCGAUGCCGUGGCUCUCACCGUCCAGAUUCACCUUGCUCUGAACCGCAACGACCUCGCACUCAAGGAAGUUAAGGCCGCGAGGAGCUGGGCUCAAGACAGCUUGCUGGUAAACCUGGCAGAGUCAUGGGUUGGCCUGAGGAAGGGAGGUGAGGCUUACCAACAGGCCUUUUACGUCUUCGAGGAGCUGGCACAGUCGGCAUCAACAGCAUCGGUGCGGACUCUUGUCGCUCAGGCUGUGGCUGAGCUUCAUCUCGGCCGGACCGAAGAGGCACAGGCCGCUCUGGAGCAGGCCACGCAAAAGGACCCCAACUUUGCGGAGACGGUAGCGAACCUGCUCGUCCUCAAGGUCAUUACCGGUGCUAGUGCAGAUGAGCAGACCAGCUUGUUGAAGAAAACCGCACCGGAUCACCCGCUGUUGGUCGAUCUGGAGGAGAAGAGUGCUCUGUUUGAUAAGGCUGCUACGAAAUACAGCGCCAAGGUGUCAACUGUGCCAAGUUAAGACUGCGUUGGGACUAUCAGGCGUUUAAAAAGAUUCACGAUUUUAAUGACCUUGUCUCGGUGCGUUGCUUUAAGACAAAUUACACUGUUACCGAAACUUCUUGACAGGAUGUGACACUCAACGUGGCAGCUCUCGCAUAUUGCUAGUUUUGACAUGGCCGCCGCACAAGAUGCAACUGCCUUGCUCAUAUUCGAGGUUUUAUAGGUUGUCGAUAUGCUCCAAUGCAGACAGUCUGGUCAAAUGAGCCGAAAAUACGUCCGUGUAUUGUAUGUAUCGUUGGUUAACAUCUAAAGCCCGUUAUUCUUUUUUAGACACAGCUUCCAUUGUGUAUCUCUGAGCUCCUACACAUGUCUCAACAACCGUCUCCUUCAGCCACUCAGCAGCCCGAUACAGGUCACCAAAAGCGGCCUCUCCGCCAAGAAAAAACCAGAUGGCGAUGGAACAGAACACCACAAUCGCCACAGCGAAGAGGCAGCGGCGCAUCUUGACCGGCCGCUUGCCGCCCAACUUGGCCCCAACGCUCCCUGCUCCCGGCUGCUGCUCAGUCUGCUUGGGGGAGGUGAACUUGAUGGGCUGGCCCCGGGACCACGUGGUUUUGGCGCCGGUGGAAAGGUUCGGGGAUGCGUCAAAAGGGUGGUUGGUCGUCCAGUUCCACCGCUCCUUUUGGUCCUGCGUGGGCGUGGCGGCUCUGCGGGUUUGUUGGUCUUGGUUGUCUGCGUGGCGGGCAGAGAAGAUCAGCCGUGUGAGGGUAUGGAAAUCGUUCUCGAGCCUCUCGAGCCGCUCCUCGGUCUGGGAAAGUUGAAAGCCGCGUGCGUGGUGUUCGUGGGCUGGGCGGUGAGGCCUGUGACCUUGAGGGUUGUAGAGGGCCAUUGUUUGUAGGGAUUCCUUGAGAGAAGAGGGCUGAUGUAAAGGCUUUCUUGGUGAUGGUGUUUAUUUGGGUAAGUGUGAGAGGGUUCUUUGACUGUGCCUGGAGAUACACAUGAGCAUAUAAGAACUUCAAUUACUUAGUCCACUGUUUGUUAAUGGCUUCACUUUACUCCUUGAUCUACACACUUCACCAACUACUGGAUUUUUACGUGGCCGCCAGGAUAUCAUACAUAUUCGAACAAAGAAGGCACCAGUUUAUCAACUG